CUAUUGCACCGAGGUCAAUGACCAACACCAGGAAAUAAAUCUGACGGCUCAUCAUCAUCAUCAAGCGAUCGACAAGAUUGGGUCAAGAUUCUUGGCUCGCUAAAGAAGAUUUCAUCCAAAAUGGCUGAACAAGAAGAGAUGAUGCCAACACAAGAUGCUGAGAGACAGGGGCAGGUUGCUGAUGGAGACUGUGCAGAGACUCAGGAGCAAGCACUGGCCUUGAGGAGACCAGGCAACCAGGACCAGACAACAGACAUGAUCCCAGUUGCAGCAGUCAAUCAAUUGCAACAGUCAGUGCAGCAGAUAUCUGGCUCUGGACACGUACCCAUCUUCAACCCAAAAGAUUGCACCUUCAAUAUCUACCAAUCAAAAGAUGAUGCACAUGCAUCACACCACUCUGGUCAUCCAUCAGUUGACAUAUCAGAGAAUCCACCAAGUACAUCACAGCAACCGACAACAUCACAUGUGGCCUCAGGUGCACAAGGAUGCAGCGCCCCCAAAAAGAUGAAGCUUGACAGUCCAGCCCAAGAUGUUGCUGAUUGCUGUGAAGAUGCCCUGAAGUCACACUACAGGGGGAAAGGUAGCUUUGUUAAAGUGCUUCCAUGGGUGGGUGAUGACAGGAAACACAUUACAGAAAUCUACACAAAGUUACAGUUAAUACUUGGUAAGUACAAAGUCAUGCUUACAUCAUAUGCCGAUAUAUUACAACGUAAGACAAAGGAGGGAGACCUGAUCCUAAUAGCUGUUUUAACUGGGUUGGCUGGUAGAGGAAAGACCACACUGUUUGACAAAAUUGCAUAUGAUUGGGCAGUUGGUUCUAGUCAGGUACUACGGAAGUAUAAACUUGUCUUCCUGUUGAAAAUGCACGCACUGGAGCAGAGUUCAGAUCUUGUUGAUGCAGUUUUUGACCAACUCUUGGCUAAAGAUGUAUGUAUUGAAAGAGGUGCCCUGGACAUGUUUAUCAAGAAGAGUCCUGGAAAAGUCCUUGUUUUACUAGAUGGCUUUGAUGAGCUCAUGACUACCUCCUUGUGUGAAUCCUCAUUUGGUUCCAUCCUGGAGAUCCUUAGUGGAAAGAUGUUGAGGGGUUGUACUGUACUUGUAAGCACCCGCCCCUCACACUUUCACAGACUUGUAUCAGAGGAACUGGUUCAGGAACCAUUCACACAUGUCGAGGUAAUGGGUUUCAGUAGGAAAGAUGUCAUCGAGUAUGUUAAUAAAUUUCAUAUUGGUGAACCUGACAAGGCCAAGGGGCUUCUUAACAAGAUUAAAUCGUCAGGCCUUUUGUCUGACCUAGCUGCAAGUCCAAUGCUUCUUCUUUUGAUGUGUGUACUAUGGCAAGAAGAGUGUACACUCCCAGAAACAAUGUCACGUCUGUAUCAUGAUGGAUUUUCAUAUAUCUUUCAAAGAAAAGGAUUGGACUCACAAGGUAAAGUAGCAAAAGUUGUGAUUGAAAUUGGCAAGGUUGCGUUGCAUGGUCUUCUUUCUCCAGAUCAGUCACUCUCUUUCAAAGAAAGUGACUUUGAGCCGAGUGUGCUUGAGCUGGCUCUGAAGGCAGGUAUUCUGACCAGACAGAGAGUCCGCAAGAGACUGCAGAGUCACAACAGUGUUCAGUUUUUUCACAAGACAUUUCAGGAGUUCUCUGCUGCUGCUUACUUGCAAAACUUGUUAGAAGCAGACCCAGAGGAAUUUCACAAGAUUUUGAAUGAAAUCAUGUCAAAGGGUGCAAGGAGGUUUGAGUAUCUUCUGCGCUUUUGUUGUGGUGACAAUGAGGCAUGUACAUAUGAGAUUAUGAAGGUAUUUCAGGUGAGGUAUCAGGAGGACUUGUCAUUCGAAUCAGAGAUGGGUCUGUUGGCACUUCAUUGUUUCUUUGAAGGUCAAUCCAAACGUUUGCCUCCAGAGGAAUUCAUACAUUCAUUCAUAACAGAUGAAAUUCACAUUCGUGGGCUUAACAGGGAUUGUCUGAACUCGGUCAUAUACUUCGUAAAAUGUGUUGCUGAACAGACAAAAGACAGUGGAAAUGCUUACCUUUCGAAGGUUCAUAAAUUGCAUGUACACUAUUGUACAUGGACAUGGUUUAUUGAGGAGUUAGCUGUUACCAUGUGUGCAAUGACAAAUCUUCAUCUUGUAGAUUUCAAUAGCAAUGCAGAUAUUUCUGCAGAUAAGUUGCUCAGGCAUCUACCAAACUUAAUACAUAAAUUAUAUCUUGCUGGUAAUAACCUGGGUGGUACAGCAGCAUUAUGGUGCAUGCAUUUGAAACAGUUGAAGUCCCUCACAAAGCUGGACUUGAGUUACUGCUCAUUGAAUGGACAGGACAUGAAACAUGUUGCUGAGUCACUCGAGGAUCUACCCAACUUGGGUGAAUUGCGUCUUAAUGGUAAUGACCUGGGUGGUACAGCAGCAUUGUGGUGCAUGGAGGUAAAGCAGCUGCAGCACCUUCAGACGCUGUACCUCAUGGGCUGUCACCUGACAGAGGAAGACAAAAACCAUAUUGAUGAGUCACUGAGUAACCUGAAGAAGAAUGGAUUAAGCAUUUGGACAUAAAUUUCACCAAUAAAAAUCGUGAUUUAAAUCGCGAUUUAAAUCAUACAAUUUUGUUUAAAAACAUCACUGAUUUAAAUCAAAUGAUUUGUUUUUUAAUUCACUGAUUUAAAUCAUUUUGUAACAAUCUUAUUUUUUGCAAAGUAAAUGACUGAGGGUCAUUUUAAUCAUUUAAAUCAACUGAUUCCACUUACAUGUAAUUACAAAGAGUAAGAUAUUGUUAACACAUUCAAACACCCCUACUUCAUCAGCAUCGACUCAACUUACAUAUUGGUUUUGCAUAAUACCCAAAAUCAUUGGUUUUGAUUAAAGUCAAGAUCUGAGUUUAAAAGUUUUUAAAAGUUUUUCUUCAAAGUUUGAAUUUUAAAGGGAAGAUACAA
Patiria miniata (bat star) is the source of this 2918-nucleotide messenger RNA. RefSeq names its product NLR family CARD domain-containing protein 4-like. Bases 121 to 2541 code for a protein of 806 amino acids. The record is from RefSeq and is a predicted model, not a curated record. The transcript has 5 exons. NCBI's taxonomy places the organism in Eukaryota, Metazoa, Echinodermata, Asteroidea, Valvatida, Asterinidae.